This is a messenger RNA of Mucor velutinosus, 534 nucleotides long. RefSeq lists its product as uncharacterized. The record is from RefSeq and is a predicted model, not a curated record. Lineage: Eukaryota; Fungi; Mucoromycota; Mucoromycetes; Mucorales; Mucoraceae. Gene Ontology annotation, biological process: nucleocytoplasmic transport. Gene Ontology annotation, molecular function: GTPase activator activity. Bases 1 to 534 code for a protein of 177 amino acids. The transcript is spliced from 3 exons. Gene Ontology annotation, cellular component: nuclear pore; cytoplasm.
AUGGCUGAUACUGAAGAAAAGAAGAUUGUCGAACAACAAGAGGAGGAAGUUGAAUCCCCUGAUGUCCACUUUGAACCCAUCAUCAAAUUAGAAGAGGUCGAAGUCAAGACCAACGAAGAAGAGGAAGAUGUUCUUUUCAAGAUGCGUGCCAAGUUGUUCCGUUACAACAAGGAUACCAAGGAAUGGAAGGAGCGUGGUACUGGUGAUGUCAAGUUCUUGCAACACAAGGAAACCAAGAAAGUUCGUUUGUUGAUGCGUCGUGACAAGACCCUCAAGGUCUGUGCCAACCAUUUUGUCGAUUCCCUCAUGAAGCUCUCUCCCAAUGUUGGUUCUGAUCGUUCUUGGGUUUGGAAUGUCACUGCUGAUGUCUCUGACGGCAAGCCCGAAGCCGAGACUUUGGCUAUCCGUUUCGCCAACUCUGAAAAUGCCAAUCUCUUCAAGGAAAAGUUUGAAGAAGUUCAAAAGAUCAACCAAGAAUUGGCCAAGAAGGGUAAGGAGGACAAGAAGGAGGACGAGAAGAAGGAAGAUGCUUAA